AUGACGCUUCAAGAAAGGUUCUCCUUGGAAGAGGCCAUCUCAAACGUCCCGGAGGUCCAGAGGUACGAUUCGUCCAGAGCUUCAAGGGUGCAGAGUCAUGAGUUCCAGAGAGAGCACCAGCCCAUCCACGACCCGUACGACAGUAACGUCAUUGUACCCGAAUAUCUUGAAAACGACCCCAACGUCGUCGAUUAUGGAAAAAACCUAGUUGCCCAUCCUGGAGAGAAAGUCAAGCAUUAUCUCAAGUCGCUUUUUCCCAUCGCCAGUUGGAUUUUGCACUACAACGGUAAGUGGUUGUAUGGUGAUUUGGUUGCAGGAAUCACUGUAGGAGUGGUGUUGGUUCCCCAGAGUAUGUCGUAUGCUCAAUUGGCUGGGUUACCAGCAGAGUAUGGUUUAUACUCUUCGUUCGUUGGUGUUUUUAUUUACUCUUUCUUUGCCACUUCAAAAGAUGUCUCCAUUGGUCCUGUCGCUGUGAUGUCUCUUCAGGUCGGUAAGGUAAUUGCCAAAGUACAAGAGCAUGCUGGGGACAAGUACGCAGCGCCCGAAAUCGCCACAUUUUUAUCAUUAAUUUGCGGUGGUAUUGCUGCUGGAAUUGGUAUUAUUCGCAUAGGUUUCAUUCUUGAGUUCAUCUCGUUGCCUGCUGUCAUGGGAUUCAUGUCUGGCUCGGCUUUUAAUAUCAUGUCAGGCCAGGUGCCUGCGCUUAUGGGCUAUGGUUCUGCUGUGAACACAAGAAACUCCUCUUGUGAUGUUGUCAUUGAUACUCUCAAGAACCUUCCGAAGACUAACGUGAACGCUGCUUUUGGUCUUGUUCCUUUGUUCAUCUUGUACACAUGGAAGUUCAGCUGUGAGUAUGCCAUGAAGCGUUGGCCUCGCAGAAAGCAGUGGUUUUUUUACAUCCAACAGUUGAGAAAUGCAGUUAUUUUAAUAGUGACCACUGCCAUAUCUUGGGGUAUUAUUCAUCCUCAACUCAAGAAGUUUGAUGGCCCAAAAAGCAAAUUUAAAGGCUCCAUCAAGACAAUUGGUGUGGUGCCUUCUGGCCUCAGACACGUUGGUGUGAUGAACAUUCCUGAUGGUAUUAUUGGUGACAUGGCUUCUGAGAUUCCCGUGUCUACGAUUAUUUUGCUUUUAGAGCACAUUGCCAUUUCUAAAUCCUUCGGUAGAAUUAACGACUACAAGAUCGUUCCUGAUCAGGAGUUGAUCGCCAUUGGUGUCAACAACUUGAUUGGUACUUUUUUCAACGCUUAUCCUGCCACCGGUUCCUUCUCGAGAUCUGCUUUGAAGGCCAAGUGUGGUGUCAGAACUCCACUUGCUGGUAUUUUCACUGGUGGUGUUGUUCUUCUUGCCUUGUACUGUUUGACUGAUGCAUUCUACUACAUUCCAAAAGCCACCUUGUCUGCGGUGAUCAUUCAUGCUGUCUCUGACUUGAUCUCUCAUUGGAGAGCUACAUGGAAUUUGUGGGAGGUUGCUCCUUUGGACUGUGGUUUGUUUUUGAUUGCAGUAAUUAUCACAGUUUUUUCAUCUAUCGAGAACGGUAUUUACUUCGCCAUUGCUGCCUCUGCUGCCAUUUUGCUCUUUAGAGUGGCCAAACCCCAGGGUCAGUUUUUGGGCAAAAUUAGAGUUGCCGAGGUGAUCAAUCCCACCAUCAAAUUCACCGACUCUGCAUCUGUGUCUUCUUCUGCUUCCGAAGUUGAGAUUCAGCAAGUUUUGUCUAAUGCUUCCUAUCAAUCAACGGGUGCUAACAAAUUUAAAGUUGGCGAUGUGGAAAAGGUGGUUCCAACUGCGGGCGAGUUGGUGAAACAGAACCCCAAUAUCAGAUUUCAUACUAGAUGGGUUCCUUUGAAUCAGUAUAACACCAAUAAGGAUGUUCAUGUGCAGCCACCUCCACCUGGUGUCAUUGUCUUUCGUCCAGUAGAAGCAUUUGCUUACCCUAACGCUUCUGACCAAGUUGAUCGUGUUGCUGAUGAAGCUAAGAGACUUACCAGAAGAGGCAAUCCUCGUCUGUUUGCCAAUCCUGGUGACAGACCAUGGAAUGACCCAGGUCCCUUGAGAUGGAGACUUCCAUUUUGGAAAGACAAGUUCGGCAGCAAACUUGAAGAUCACAGAGAGGAAGACACAAGACCAUUAUUGAGAAUAAUCCACUUUGACUUUUCUUGUGUUCCAUCCAUAGAUGCAACAGCUAUCCAGGCAUUGGUCGAUAUACGUAAAGCCUUGAACAACUAUGCCGAUAGGGAAGUCGAGUUCCACUUCAGCGGCAUCAACUCGCCUUGGGUAAGAAGGGGCUUGGUGCGUGCGGGCUUUGGUUCUUAUGGUGACACCGAAUUGGUGAGCGAAAAGACCUAUGUCAACAUUGCUACUCAGGAGGAUGAUUUAGAGAACAAUUCAUAUUUCCCUGCCGUGGGAUCCAACACUCCAUUUAUUCAUUUUGAUAUUCCAGAUUACGUUUGA
Candidozyma auris is the source of this 2445-nucleotide messenger RNA. It is a transcript of the gene SUL2, whose product is annotated as sulfate permease. NCBI's taxonomy places the organism in Eukaryota, Fungi, Ascomycota, Pichiomycetes, Serinales, Metschnikowiaceae. Gene Ontology annotation, cellular component: membrane. The coding region runs from base 1 to 2445 and encodes 814 amino acids. The transcript has a single exon. The record is from RefSeq and is a predicted model, not a curated record. Gene Ontology annotation, molecular function: secondary active sulfate transmembrane transporter activity. Gene Ontology annotation, biological process: transmembrane transport.